AUGGGGGGUGUUGAAUUACUGCCCAAGGAGUAUGGAUAUGUAGUUCUGGCUCUCGUUUUUUACUGCUUUCUCAAUUUCUGGAUGGCCUUCCAAGUUGGCAAAGCUAGGAAGAAGUACAAGGUGUUUUAUCCUGUUAUGUACGUAGCAGAAUCUGAAAACAAGGAUGCCAAGUUCUUCAAUUGUGUUCAGAGAGGGCAUCAGAAUUCACUGGAAUUCAUGCCAAUAUUCUUCAUCCUGUUGGUUCUAGGAGGUCUCCAACAUCCAAUAAUUUCUGCUAGUUUCGGACUGGUUUAUGCCGUGGGUCGUUAUUUCUACUUCACUGGUUAUGCUACUGGAGUCCCUCGGAACCGUCUGAAGCUCGGGUUAAAGGAAUACACCUUGAGAAGGGGCGAGACAAAACCACACACCAAAUUAGCCGGUGGAUAUUCAAGAUGGAUGAUACCAGAAUUGGUUAUGUAUGCACUGAAUCUUAUUUGGUGCAAUGGCAUGAAUUUUAUUUGGGGUAUUAGUAUUUAAUAGACCAUUAAGUUGGUUUUGUAUCAUGAAUUGGGGUUUAGUUUGAGCAGUUGGUACAUUAUUUUUUUCUAUGAUGGUUAGUUGUGGUUUUAUGCUUGUCUUUCACCGGAAAAACAAGCACAAGAAGGUUAUUGGUGUGACCUACUGCUUAGGAACGUGAAUCUAAAGGAGCAAAUAAAAUGAUGGGUUAUUUAGAUACUACUUUCUUUACUUAUUAAAUAAUUC
Papaver somniferum (opium poppy) is the source of this 741-nucleotide messenger RNA. Its product is annotated as microsomal glutathione S-transferase 3-like. Bases 1 to 516 code for a protein of 171 amino acids. Gene Ontology annotation, cellular component: membrane; endoplasmic reticulum; nuclear envelope. Lineage: Eukaryota; Viridiplantae; Streptophyta; Magnoliopsida; Ranunculales; Papaveraceae. The transcript is spliced from 4 exons. Gene Ontology annotation, molecular function: glutathione peroxidase activity; glutathione transferase activity. The record is from RefSeq and is a predicted model, not a curated record.